Messenger RNA from Psammomys obesus (fat sand rat), 960 nucleotides. It is a transcript of the gene Semg1, whose product is annotated as semenogelin 1. NCBI's taxonomy places the organism in Eukaryota, Metazoa, Chordata, Mammalia, Rodentia, Muridae. Gene Ontology annotation, biological process: sperm capacitation. Gene Ontology annotation, cellular component: extracellular exosome. The record is from RefSeq and is a predicted model, not a curated record.
AUGAAGUCCCCUAUCUUCAUCCUUUCUCUGCUCCUCAUUCUGGAAAGACAGGCAGCUGUGGUUGGACUCUACGGUGGGAUAAAAGGCCAAUUCAGUAGUGCAUCAGGAUUUAAAGGUCUUGGUUACGGCCUUAAAGGAAGAAGCAUCGAUUCAGCUGAAGAAGGUCUUUUCCUGCAAACAAAAUUCAAAGGAUAUGGCCAGGAUGGUGGCAUGGCACAGUCACAGUUUUCACAAGAGCAAACAGGUUUAAAAGGGACCACACUUACAAGUUUUAAAGGGGCCACACUUUCCAGUACAAAAGGGGCCGUCUAUGCACAGAUGAAAUCCCAAGAAUCUCAAAUGAAAUCCUUUGGAGGACUACAGUCCUCCAGUGGACAGCUAAAAUCCCAGGAUGCCCAGUUGAAAUCCUAUAGUCAACAAAAAUCCUUUGGUGAAGAAGCCCAACUGAAAUCCUAUGGCCAACAAAAAUCUCAACAGUCACAAUUAGCCUAUAGCCAAAUGAAAGCCAGUAGUCUCCAACAAAAAUUCCAUGGUCAAGAAAAAUCCCUAAAAGGUUUUUCUCAACAAUCUCAACAAAAAGGAUUUUCCAUGGAUGAAGAAAUGUCACAGCAGCGUAAACAUUAUGAUGAUGAGGAGCAAUCUACACAACAAAAGUCUACCCAGCUUGUCAAGACAGAGGAAGACUUAGCCCAAUUUGGACAACAACGGCAAUUUGGACAAGAAAAUGCACAAGCCUAUAAAGGAUAUCUUGAACAAUUCAAAAGGAAAUCUCAGGAUAGUUUCUUACAAAGGGAGGGGCAGGCCUAUUUCAAAGUCAACAAAAGGUGUAACAUAUUCACUGACCAACAAGAGACCAAGAGCAAUAUCAAGGACUCACCUCACCGGAGUCAAGUCUAUGAUCCCUUCAAGAUGCAGACUGCAAUGUGGUCCCAGAUCGUUGGUUCAUGGACAACCCUCUAA